Molecule: messenger RNA, 4114 nt
Organism: Bombyx mori (domestic silkworm)
Lineage: Eukaryota; Metazoa; Arthropoda; Insecta; Lepidoptera; Bombycidae
Exons: 17
Coding region: 348-3944 (1198 amino acids)
Molecular function (GO): protein binding
Source: RefSeq, a predicted model, not a curated record
AUCUCUAACUAUAAUAAUUUUAAAUUUACUGGCUACAUACAUUUUAAUAUAUUAUUUAAUACAUCAAUCAUAUUUACCAUUCAAAAAUUAUGAGUUUUUUUAUAAAAUUCAAACUUGCGGUAUAUGUUUCAAACUUUAAUAUUAAUAGAGCUUUUAACCGGAAAUUGUUUUGUAUUGCUGCAGGGAACGUCGGAAAUAGUCAACAAACGUCAGAAAUCUGUUUGGGAACUUUGAAAUUACGGGGAUGAGUGAACCAUGUUUUUAAAAUUCACAAUAAAAUUCUUAACAUGCACACAAGUUUUAAUGAACAUUAACGCAUAACUUCACAAAUGAAUUAACCGAUAAAAAUGGAAGAGUUCAAUUUAAAUGUUGAUAGAGCUUCGAUUGAAGAACAAAAUGAAACAAAGCAAAGCGAUUCAGCGGAAAAUUUUCAAAAGUUCAUGUACAAUUUAUUUGAAAGAAAUGGAGUAAUAAAUGAUUUAAGAGCUUAUCUUCGCGGGCACAUUGUCGACGUUUUAAAAUGUGCACGAACAGGUACUCCUCUAGAAUGCCAAAAACACUUUGCACAAAGACUUGAACUCACUUACCAAGCUAUGAAUAUGUUGAUAUCAGAAUAUUUACUGCGUCUGGAAUUUAACUACACACUAUCCGUAUUUGUCUCUGAAAUACCACUAGCCAAUAUGGUAUUUGGAUUUGCCAAGACACUUAUGGACCAUAGCAGUGAUGAUUACUCUGGCCUCCGAUUGAAAGAGAAUGAUGUCUGGUCCAUUAUAAACUAUCUGGGUAUAAAAUGUGAUUCGGAAUACGCAUCGAGAAUCGUUUAUUUGUACCGGAGUCGGGAGGACAUUCCGUUACUGAUGUGUAUCAUUCAAUGUAACGCCAAAUACCAAAUCGAAGAGGGAAUUGAAAAAGAGCAUCCUUCGAAGGAAAGCGUGGCUUCUAUAAAAGCAUCAGACACGGAAGACGGUAGCACAGACUGCAGCAGAUACGCUCCAAUGGAAGAGUCGUGCAAACAUUACGCUUACUGUAAAACGUGUCAAGAUAACAUAAAGAAAGUCAAAGGAAGGUACAAGGAAAAAAAAGAAUCUUUCGUUGAGAGUUUAAAUGAGUCGCAAAACAAUCCCAUAAAUACGGAAUUAAUGAUGAGAAACAUUGACCUAAUGGAAAAGAGUCUCUUAGAUGAGAUGUUCAAGCAACUUAAAGAAGUUUAUGAAACCGAAGUGCAGAUGUUAAGGGAGGAAGAAGAGAAGAAAAGAAAGAGACUUCUGGCCGGUCACGCUCAGCAACUGCAGGAGAAGUGUGAUGAGUUAGAAGAAACAUAUAGGUCUCGUGAAGCGAAACUGGAGACGAACAUCAGGGAGAAGAAGAAAUUCCUUUGGGGCCUCGCGCGGUCACUGCGGGACCAGCACGCGCACGUCGCGCGUGCCAUGACCCACCUCAAGCAGGAGACCGACAGGCUGCGUCUCAAGGAAGAAAAUCUGAGAGUGAAAGUAGCCGAAGCGGAAACACUUCUAAGAGAACGCGCCGAAGAGAUGCGAACACAAAUAUCGAACGAACUCGUCACACUGUCGAGACAUCUCGACACGAUGCGGACAGAACGAGAAGCCAUAAACAAGGAACGAGACGAAUUACAACAAUUGAAGAUAUCCAAAAACUCGAAUAAUAUCGAUAAAGAUCUCGGUUCGCGUUACGACAGUUUGCGAGAUGAAAUAUCGAUAUUGAAACGAUACAUCGAAUCGAAUAAACUGAAGUGUACCGCGGAGAAAAGCACUAUUACCGAUUCUGGUGAUGUCCAUGUGCUGAACAACAGUAAUGAUGUCGGGUGUGACAGGAGUGACGGUAAAGUGAAAGACAGCAAUGUUGUUAACGAUCUGAAGAGGCUGAAGAAUGUUAACUUUUGUCAGGCAAGCGUCUAUGAUGUCAAGCGGGAACCAAGUCGAGACCGAGGUGAAUCAAGUUCCAGGAGAACGAUAGAAAGUGAAUUCAGAUAUGUCGAACGAUUAUUACGUUUGCAAGAAGAGAACAAUAGACUGAGAAUGAUUUCGCAACAAGCGUGUGCCAUCUCGCAAGCGCCACUAAUGUGUCCGUCGCAGCGCUACAACCACGAGCCCGCGCCGGGUGUGAUGCGCUCGGAACCCGGAUAUACCCGAAUUUCGCCAUCGGGCGCGUCCAACGCGUCACAUGUCGCGCAUCACCAAGGGUCCGGCGAGGAGCUGUCCUGGUUCGCGACCACGAGGCCUCGGGUGCUGUUGCCCGGUGACCUCGUGCCUUUUAUCGGCGUCGUAGCGAGCAGGAUCGGGGCAGAUACGCGGGCGAAGUACCCGCAGCGCGCGUCACCCGCCCGGCGCGAUCCCCCCGCCCCGCGCGACCCCCCCGGGAGCCGAGGUACGAUAACGUCGCACGUCACGGGAGUUCGCGGUCGCAGUCGAGAUUCGGAGCUGCUUGGAAAUACGGAUGAUGUCCCGGGACUUAUUCCAGACGAACCUCGUAUCGUUCGGAUGUCGAGAGAUGACCACCCGUCCCCCGCGCCGCCCCCCACAGAGACAUCCCACUCCGCCCCCCGAGCCGCUAGAAGAAAGUUGAAAUCCAAUGAAACGAAACUCCCCCGGCGAGCAUCGCACACUGACGAGUGCCCGAGCUCUGUUCUCCGAGAAGCGAAGCUGCGCCUCCGGAAACUGGAGAUCGAAGCGGAAGCCGUCCAGAUGUCGUACUUACAGUUCCGGGGGCGAAGCUCCCAGGAGAAGAACCGCGCCGGACCGCGCCUGGGGACUGCUCUGGGCCUGGAUACUAAGAGAAGCAAGUCGUUACAACAAGUAAACAGUCAAGAUAAAUUAGAAUUUGAAAGGAAACAAAUCGAGGAGGACCUCAAGAGAGACAUCGAUAAACAUCUCAAACAGUACGCGACGAAACUUGAUGUCAUAGAUACGCGUUUUAAGAACAGAACCACUAGUUCUAUAGCGGCGGCGCCAGUGCCCGCGGGCCACAGCGCGCUCCAGGACAACGAACUCAACAACUACCUGGAAACUCCUCUCAGCGAGUUCAGGAAAUAUUAUCAAACCGACAGAAUUCUUAGAAAUGGAAAUGCGAACGCGCGCAAACAAAAUAUCGAUUUGGACGCUCAAAAUAACUCUUCAGAUAUUGGUAGUGUACCCAGCAAAGAUAACGUUGUACACUCAAGUGCAGAUAUCGAUGAAAUAAAUAGAGUUAAAGUUAUUGAAAAACAAUCUGGUGACUAUAAUAAUGAAGAAGACAACGAAUUAGCGAAAGAAACUUUAAAUAGUGAAAUAUUAAUUGACAAUGAGAAAUCUAAAACAAUGAUGCUUAGUGCCGUAACGAAAUCUGUCAGUGACGAUACAAAAGCAGAUGAGGUUUUAAAUGAAAUUAUAGAAACAAAUAGUCUUAUGAUUGAAACGGUCCAAGCUGUUCCGAUAUCGGAAGGCGAUGUAAAAACGCAAUGUAUAGAAACAGUACCGUCUGCAGAACCAAUAGAAAUUAAUAUAACGGAUAACAAUUUACUUAGAGUUGAAAUUGAAAGCGAAGAUGUCGGUAACAAAGAUUCUAAAACGGAAAUGUCGGUAUUGGUCAGUCCACAGAGCGAAGUCGACUAUAGCUUAUCGCCGCGAAUGACUAUACUGGUUAGUCCGAAACGCGGUAUUCCCGGAGAAUCGACUUAUAAACUAGCCGAUCCGGACUUGGAAGGUUCCGCGAAUGUUCUAGACUCGAUAUUUAAGGCGAACGAUGAGGCCGCGUCCAGUGUGGACUUGCAGAUAGAGCUAGAGAAAGAGGGUGAUUCGUUGAGCGAAGGAAGGACCGGCGACAAGGACUACGGAGACGAUUUCUCGGCCGACGUCGACAAUUACAAUAGCCGAUCUUCGGAUUUCGAAAUUGACUCUCCCGUCUCACUGCCCAAGACAUACGAAGAUGAACAGUUUUGGGAUUCAUGAAACUUCAAUUGCGAUUCGACAGGUAUCACUAAUAAAUUAUAAUAUAUAAAAAAAUCGAUAUUUUUUUGGACAUUAGUUAAUCUAAUUACUACUUUAUUAAAAUAGUCAAAAAAAAACAUUGGUAAUAUUUUAAAAGAAAAUUGGUAACAUAAAUAAAACAACAAACAGAA